Ochotona curzoniae (black-lipped pika) is the source of this 975-nucleotide messenger RNA. RefSeq names its product THO complex 7 (gene THOC7). NCBI's taxonomy places the organism in Eukaryota, Metazoa, Chordata, Mammalia, Lagomorpha, Ochotonidae. The coding region runs from base 39 to 653 and encodes 204 amino acids. The record is from RefSeq and is a predicted model, not a curated record. The transcript is spliced from 8 exons. Gene Ontology annotation, biological process: mRNA export from nucleus; mRNA processing. Gene Ontology annotation, cellular component: THO complex part of transcription export complex.
CCGCCUCAGCUUGCGCCGCCGCCGCCGCUGCGCACGCCAUGGGAGCCGUGACUGACGAUGAAGUCAUACGGAAGCGCCUCCUCAUCGACGGCGACGGCGCAGGAGAUGACCGGAGGAUUAACCUGCUGGUGAAGAGCUUCAUUAAGUGGUGCAACUCUGGCUCUCAGGAAGAGGGCUAUAGCCAGUACCAACGUAUGCUGAGCACACUGUCUCAAUGUGAAUUUUCAAUGGGCAAAACAUUGCUGGUUUAUGAUAUGAAUCUUAGAGAAAUGGAAAAUUAUGAAAAAAUUUACAAAGAAAUAGAAUGCAGCAUUGCUGGAGCUCAUGAAAAAAUUGCUGAGUGCAAAAAACAAAUUCUUCAAGCAAAACGAAUACGAAAAAAUCGCCAAGAAUACGAUGCUUUGGCAAAAGUGAUCCAGCACCAUCCUGACCGGCAUGAGACGUUAAGGGAGCUGGAAUCUCUGGGAAAAGAAUUAGAGCAUCUUUCACACAUCAAAGAAAGUGUUGAAGAUAAGCUUGAAUUGAGACGUAAACAGUUUCACGUUCUUCUCAGUACCAUCCAUGAACUUCAGCAGACAUUGGAAAAUGAUGAAAAGCUCUCAGAGGUGGAAGACACUCAAGAAAGCACCAUGGAAGCCAACUCUAAACCAUAGCCAGGCUAAUCCCUCAUCAUACUUAGGAGCAUUCAAAUCAUGACCCUACCUUGCCAUGCUUCGAAGUUGUUGUACUGUUGAGAUAGUUUUAAUAAUGAAAUACUUUCUUUUCAGUAAUAAUUUAUAUUUCAUUCAUCUAUCUGUACACAAAGGAAAAUGCUUUCACUAUAGACUGAAUUUUGUAGAAAUGCAUUUUUUUUUAUUAUCGAAAAGUCAAAACAAAAUCCCAACAUAUCUAAUAAAAUGUUUUUCAAUCUGAAUUUAUUUCUGCUUCUUUAUUAUGCUAGUCAAACGUAACAUUGAUAAUUUAUAACAUUUUAAC